This is a messenger RNA of Oryza sativa Japonica Group (Japanese rice), 1284 nucleotides long. Its product is annotated as late embryogenesis abundant protein D-34. Lineage: Eukaryota; Viridiplantae; Streptophyta; Magnoliopsida; Poales; Poaceae. The record is from RefSeq and is a predicted model, not a curated record.
AUCUCUCUCACACAUUCACAGCGCAGACCACACACGAUCUCACUACAAUAGUGCUAGCUACGACGAGAGUGUACUAGGACGAUGAGCCAGGAGCAGCCGAGGAGGCCGUCGGAGAAGGCGGCCGGCGGCGGCGGCGGCGAGCAGGGGAUCCGGUAUGGCGACGUGUUCCCGGUGACCGGAAGCCUCGCGGCCAAGCCCAUCGCCCCGCGGGACGCGGCGACGAUGCAGUCGGCGGAGAACCUCGUGCUGGGGAAGACGGUCAAGGGCGGCCCCGCCGCCGCCAUGGAGUCCGCGGCGAGUCGUAACGAGGAGAUGGGCGUCGUCGGGCAUGACCAGGCCACGGACGCCGCCGCCGAGCAGGGCGUCAACGUCUCCGACACCCUCGUCCCCGGCGGCGGCCGCAUCGUCACCGAGUUCGUCGCCGGCCAGGCGGUGGGUCACUACGUGGAGCAGGACGAUGGCGCCGCCGUGGUUGCAGGAGUCGUCGGCGCCGCCCCCGGCGCGGUACGGGUGGAGGAACCUGCGAAGAUAACAAUCGGCGAGGCGCUGGAGGCGGCGGCGCUGGCGGCAGGAGGGACGCCGGUGGAACGCAGCGACGCGGCGGCCAUUCAGGCGGCCGAAGCAAAAGCCACCGGCACGGACACCUACAUGCCCGGCGGCUUGGCGGCGCAGGCGCAGUCCGCCGCCGUGGCCAACCUCUGGACGGCGCGCGACGCCGACAAGACCAAGCUCGGCGACGUCCUCUCGAACGCGACGGCGAAGCUCGCGGCGGACAAGGAGGUGGAGAGCGGCGACGCGGCGAGGGUGGCCGGAGCGGAGAUGCGCAACAAGCCCGGCGCGGCGGCGAGGCCGGGCGGCGUGGCCGCGUCCAUGGCCGCGGCCGCGCGCCUCAACCGCGGCCCAACGACAUGAGUGGAUACGAUCCACGCAUCGAUCCAUGUGUAUCAAACAGCUCGUGUCGCGACGCGAGCGCGAUGUAAAAUUAACACGCUUCGGUGUACGUUUUAUAUGCUUCCAUCCCUUCUAGUUUCCGUUGUUGCAUUGCAUAUGGCCAUAUGGGUGGCUGAAGCUAUGUUAGAAUCUGUCAGAAGCCGUUUCUUUUCAGUUAGCCUGUAGCUGUUCUCUAGCUAGUUCUUUGGUUCGGUUGGACUGAAUUGGAUCGUGGGAGUACGGUCAGGAGUGGAUCCAGAUCAAUCAGGUGUUUUUUUUCUGUUAUGCAUGUAACAAAGUCUGUAAUCGAGGAGAAUAAAUAGAAAAACCAGAAAAGCUUACGCUGCACCAAAA